AUGGCCAUGGCUGAGCAGCCAUGGCCCAGGUGUGACUCAUAUCAUAGCCCCAACACCAACAGCUGUCAGGACCUGGGUAACUCCAUCCUGUUGCUGCUGGGCCUCAUCAUCUGCAUUAACAUUGGCAUCAAUCUGGUGACGCUGCUCUGGCGCAGACUUCGUGUCUUCUUACACCACAUGUUCUGCCAUAUGGUUUGUGACAAAGAAGCUUCUAAAUUAUCCUCACGGGGAAAGACCUCACCCCCAAAGCAGAACUCCCCUGCAGUCCACCUUAGAUGCACCAUGGACCCUUUGAAAAUGACCCUGACACCCCCACCUGCUCGCUGCCUUCGCCAUCGAGGCUCAUCAGCACGCUGUGCCCACCACCCAACAGCCUGGGCACCUGACACUGACGAUGAGGAGAAGGCCCCUCAUCAGCAUCCAGCAGUCUACUCCCACAACUGGGAUCAUCCCUCAGACUGGGAAGGCUUCCAAUCCACCCAGGGGUUCUGGGCUCCCUGGGCCCAAGACUCUGUGGAGCUGCCUCCCCAGACCAUUCGUUUCCAGCAGACCAUAGAGGGAAGCCCCCUCAAAAGAGAGAUUCGGUCAGAACUGGACCUAGAGGCCUAUGUAUACCCUGUGAAUCCCCCGCCCCCCAGCGCUCAGGUCCCAAACUGUAAAAACAGUGGAGGGGGGACAAGGAUCCAAGGGGAGCAGGAGCAGUGCUCCCCUGACCCCCCAGCUCCACCACCAAUCAAGGGUCCAGCACUUGUCCCAGAUAUCCCUCGGCGUCCCUCCUCAGCCCACAUAACGUAUGAUGCCCGUGAUGUGAGGCGGCGGCUUCGGGAGCUGACCCGGGAGGUGGAGGCUCUGUCCCACUGUUACCCCAUGGCCUCCAGAUCCAGUACUGCUGAGGGGAUGGGCAAGGACUGGGUAUACCGUCCCCUGGCAGAGAGGUGA
This is a messenger RNA of Phyllostomus hastatus (greater spear-nosed bat), 939 nucleotides long. It is a transcript of the gene SPEM1, whose product is annotated as spermatid maturation 1. Gene Ontology annotation, biological process: sperm individualization; flagellated sperm motility. The record is from RefSeq and is a predicted model, not a curated record. Gene Ontology annotation, cellular component: cytoplasm. NCBI's taxonomy places the organism in Eukaryota, Metazoa, Chordata, Mammalia, Chiroptera, Phyllostomidae. The coding region runs from base 1 to 939 and encodes 312 amino acids. The transcript is spliced from 3 exons.